Messenger RNA from Strongyloides ratti, 543 nucleotides. RefSeq names its product Ubiquitin-conjugating enzyme E2 G2. Gene Ontology annotation, cellular component: cytosol; endoplasmic reticulum. Bases 1 to 543 code for a protein of 180 amino acids. The record is from RefSeq and is a predicted model, not a curated record. Lineage: Eukaryota; Metazoa; Nematoda; Chromadorea; Rhabditida; Strongyloididae. The transcript has 3 exons.
AUGGCUGGAUAUGCAUUAAAAAGAUUGAUGUCAGAAUUUAGGCAAUUAACAAUGGAUCCACCAGAAGGUAUAGUAGCUGGUCCAGUAAGUGAAGAUAACUUUUUUGAAUGGGAUUGUUAUAUAACAGGACCAGAAGAUAGUUGUUUUGCCAAUGGUGUUUUUCCAGCAAAGAUAACUUUUCCUGCUGAUUAUCCUUUAUCUCCACCUCAAAUGCAAUUUACCUGUGACAUUUUUCAUCCAAAUAUUUAUCCUGAUGGAAAAGUUUGUAUUUCAAUACUUCAUGCACCAGGUGAUGAUCCAUUAGGAUAUGAAAGUAGUACUGAACGAUGGUCACCAGUUCAAUCUGUUGAAAAAAUUCUUUUAUCAGUUGUUAGUAUGCUUGCUGAACCUAAUGAUGAGUCUCCAGCUAAUGUUAAUGCUGCAAAGAUAUGGAGACUGGAAAGAGAUGAAUUUGUCUUCCUGUUACACAAGAUAAUUAGAAAUAAAUUACAUAUUCAUAACGGUAUUACAAACAAAAUUUGUUUUUAUAAAAAAUAUAGUUAA